UGUUUACAAAUGGUUGCAGAUGGAAAGAGGAGGAAAGCAGUGAAAGAAGUACUGUUUCCUCAUAUUAUCAUCGCAGCAAGAAUCAAAAUGGGUCGCAAGGGUGACAAGACUUUAGGCAAAGACAAGAACCAGUCAUCAUCAAGUCAAGAUGCCCAAGACGAGGAUUCCAACAAAACCCCAGAGCCAUACAACUGCUCCGGGCUGUUCCAGUCCGACUUUGCUGAGUUGUGUCAUAGGCAAGACAUGACAUUUGUCCCACAGAUAGUUCCACGCCCGCGGCCGCCGGCGCCAUCUCCCAGUCAGGUUGCGGAAGGUAAACCAGAGAAAGGAAGGGAUAAAAACAAACAAGUCAGUGCCCCGGAACCAGACCCGGAACCUUUGUUAGACGAGGACGGUGAGCCAGUGGAGCCUCCUCCCAAGACGUACACUGUGAAGGACAAGUUUGAGUACUUCAAGCCAUCGAUACAGGUGGAGAUGGACAACCCUGACAAGCUGGACACUGUCACUGAAAUAUACAUUCGUGGUUGGAAGGUUGACGAGUGUAUGAUGAACAUAUUCAAACAGUGCUGGCCGGCCAUGGAGAGGCUACAUACAAUCAAUUUGUGGCAGGUGGGACUGACCGAGACUGUGGCCAUCUUGGCGUCCUUCAUGCCGCUCUGCAUGAAUCUGAAGAACCUGGUCCUGGAUGGCAACUGUAUACAGGAAGGUAGAGAGAACUGGCAUCUGUUGGUGGAUGAUGACAGCAGUGUUCAGCUUCUCUCACUCCAACAUUGCGCCGUCUCUGAUGAAGCUGCCGAGGGCAUUGGCAAGGCUCUGGGUACUGCCAAACGCUUCAACACAAAGCUCUUGUCUCUCAACCUGGCUGGCAACAGAAUCACAGAUGUUGGCGCGGAGCAUUUAGCAGGGGGACUUAGGAUGAACAGAACACUGCUGUCUCUCUCCCUGGCCAACAACCAGAUCGGAGAUAAGGGGGUGAAGAAAAUAGCAGAGGCACUGUCUCGGUUUCCCCUGACACACGAAGAGGUGGUGGCACGUCGUCGUCUCAUCUCAGAGAAAGGUUCUCCAGAGAGAAAUAAAUCUCCACCACCGAGUCGCAGAGCGGAUUCUAAGGACCGUCCUGGCAGUGUACGUAGCAGCUCUCACACGGACAGGGACAAGUCUAAGCGAGACAAGCCAUCUGCCAAAAAGAAUAAGGACCCCAAAGCGAAAGAGGAGGACAAGAAGGGAGGGACAAGGAAAGAAAAAGAUGACAAAGGCGGCACCAAGAAGGCAGGUGCUAACCCAACUAUUGGUGGUCGCAGUUCUGGUGACCAUCGUCCAGCCUCUAUAGCAGCUGAUGCAGGGAAGAGUGUGGGGAAGACAAAGGACAAGAAGAACAAGAAACCCACACCACAGGAGCAGGAGCAGCCGGAUGUCCCCGAGGUCAUCAACCCUCUGAUGGAGGUGGCGGACUACAUGUCGGAGCUGAAGACGCUCAUGGUGGCCGGCAACCGGGUCUUGUUGAACCUUAACCUGUCCAGGAACCAGAUCACGGAGGACGGUGUGAUGGAGCUGAUCAAGGCGGCGCAGUACCAGAAGACCCUGCUCAUGGACAACAAGAUUAAUGGCACCGGUCUCAUGAGGAUCUGUCUGCAUAAGAACAAACAGGGUCCAGGCUGAGUGUGAAGAGCUGAAGAAACUGAAUGACAUGAUGGCAGCUAAACAUCCGGGUUCUACAAACCUCCGGGGAGGCAGUGUGAGAGGUAGGUCACACCUGAUGGGGAGGCAGUGUGAGAGGUGUCAAAAUUUAAGCAAAAUGGAUCGACACUUGUAACAACACAAAUUCUGACUGAGGACAUCAAAAUACCAAAAAUGCUGCUUUAUGGCUUUUUGAUCGAGGGAGCUUGAAACGGAACCUUACCACGAUGAUGCUGAUGUAUUUGCAUGUUUUAUAGUAAAACAGUGUGUGUGUGUUCAGAACUCAUGCUGUGAUGGUAUAAUUGUGAUAUAGAAAAUGUAAAUAUUCUCAAAAUGAUAAUAAACCUGUUUGCCUUUA
Haliotis rubra (blacklip abalone) is the source of this 2035-nucleotide messenger RNA. Its product is annotated as leucine-rich repeat-containing protein 71-like. NCBI's taxonomy places the organism in Eukaryota, Metazoa, Mollusca, Gastropoda, Lepetellida, Haliotidae. Gene Ontology annotation, molecular function: protein binding. The record is from RefSeq and is a predicted model, not a curated record.